GACCCACAUGACGAGGACGACUGCGAGUUUGCGCCGCAGCGGUCACGAUGGGCUUACGAUCCUGCCAGCCUUUCAUGCAAUAUGACCACAUGACACAGCACUUCUCUGUAGAUCCGCAUUGCUACGACUCGACUAUCUCCACCUUGAUCCCACGGUCAUACGUGACGACAGCAGGAUACAUUCCUCGCUUGGCGACGUGGAAGGCGACCCCGAGGUCUCUUCCGUUCUUGAAGAAACGCAUCUCCGAGUUCGCUGCGUCCAAAACGACCCCAAGCACGUCGCCUGUCUUGAAACGAGUGCAGUACGGGGUAUUGUCGUGGCCGUCCUUGGAGCACAGGGCGCCGCGUUGCACGUUCAGGAACCAUCCAAACUGAUUGAAGUCGAACGGGGAAUGUGGCCUUUGCAACGCUUCUUUCCAAAACGAAGGAUCUUUCGUCAAGCCGAUCGCGACCGUGUUCUUUUGCUUGGUGGUUGGGAACGAAAUUCUGACAACAAAGGCAUCCGCGGGCUCUCUGGCAAUGACGACGUUCCACCCAGAAGACGUCGUGCGCAGCCGGCGGCCAUUUCGAUCGAACUCUGAAUAGUGCCCACAUCGCGCUACGUCCCAUCGACCAGGGUACAGGUAUGGAGUCAUGUCGUGGACGGCCACGUUAUCGGCUUUGCUGCGAGGACCGCGCUUGCCUGUGGAUUUACUCGUUUGAAGGGGCUUAAGCAGUGCGGGAGCGGGAGGUGCUUUCCGAGGCGGAAGAACGCGAACUGGAACUGGAGAGGCGACCCUGGAGCGCUUGGAAGGCGGCAUAGUAGGGUCAGUCGAUUGAUUGUGAUCUUCAAUGUUGCUGCUCGCGACCGAGUAGUCCUUGUUGAGCAAUUCUUCCACGUGGUGCUGCUGUCUCAACAGUGAGGUCGACUGGUCCUCCAACAGACCGAGAUGUGAGUUCAAUUUCUUCUCCAGCGCGGUGAACGUGGACAAGAUGGUGUUCAUUGACGCGUGCUGUAUUUUCUUGAGUUCUUCAAACUGUUCCUCUUGCUUCGCGAGUUGUUUGCGGCAAUGGAUCGAUUCUGCCUUCAAAUCGGCCAAAAAUUUACUGUUGACAGACAAGUCGUCCUCGUCGCUGCUCUGAGUCCCGCUAUCGUCGUGGCUGCUUCCGCCUGCAUGCACGACUGUUUUUCUGUCAGACGUUCGAGAUCGCGCAUGCUUCCUCGUACCUUUUGC
Messenger RNA from Aphanomyces invadans, 1213 nucleotides. RefSeq lists its product as hypothetical. Bases 48 to 374 code for a protein of 108 amino acids. The transcript has a single exon. Lineage: Eukaryota; Oomycota; Saprolegniomycetes; Saprolegniales; Verrucalvaceae. The record is from RefSeq and is a predicted model, not a curated record.